This is a messenger RNA of Pocillopora meandrina, 9723 nucleotides long. The record is from the annotation of a GenBank genome assembly. NCBI's taxonomy places the organism in Eukaryota, Metazoa, Cnidaria, Anthozoa, Scleractinia, Pocilloporidae.
GGUCCUAGUGUUUAUUGAACGAUUCGCUUUGACUUGAACUGCAUUCGCUUUGGGACGUAUCGAGACAGCGAGUCUAUAGCGUAGGCGUGCUUGGGCAGACAUUUCAUUCAACAGCUGAAACAAUUAUGGUGUGAUAAAGAGUUUUAAUAGAUAGUCGAUUCGUUACCUUGAGUUAAAUUACACUGCUCACUCCAGGAUAUAGAUUAUUCUCCGUGCCACGGAGUGCCACAAUCGUCUUGCGGCCUUGGAAUUGUAAACACGAAAGUGUAGGUAAUUUUUUUUUUGGCACUUUCUUUCCUUUUAUUUGCAAGAUAGCUCUGACUAAGUUCUUGAUUUAACUACAUGGAUGCUGAAAUGCUGACAGCCAGCGGCGAGGACUGGUUCCGCUUUUUAAAUUUAAUUUUUCAUGCUGAUGGCGUUUCUACAUCAUUGCAAUAAUAGAAUGUAACUCAGUCUUUUUCGCGAAGUGCUUCUUGGGAUCUGCUUCGCUCACAGAAUAAUGUUUCAUUUGAACAAUCUCAUCGAUCAAAAGAAACAAUUGGCACAAAGAGGAAAAAAACAUUUCCACAGCAGGAGAUAAAUUGGAGUAAUAUAUCUGGCUGGAGGGCUCAUAAUUUUACGGGAUAAAAAUACUGAUCGAAGCGUCCCCAAUGCAGCUAAGUCAUCUCUGUCUGUCUUUCAGACGAGGAAAGGAAUUUGGACAAAUAUUAAAGGGAAAUGGUUAGACUUUUUCUUCCUAUCUAUCCACCUUCCCUUUCUCGUGAUUGCCUCCGAGUUUCUUUCCCCUCUCGGCCAGAUUUCAUUUUUUUAACUCGAUGUGUGGGUUGACCCGCGUCAUUUUCAUGAUAUCUCAUUUCAUUUUCUCAAUGCGCACCUUGAGUUCUCUACUAUCGCGAUUUUUAUUCUUGGUCGUUGUUUAAUUAGUCUUUUUAUCGUUGCCACAUUUAUCAUUUUAAAACGUACCUAAGUCAGUAACUCCAUCUGAAUAUUAAGGGGAAAAAAAAAAAAACGUCGCUACAGGUGCUGUGACUCAUCAGGACAUCAUAAGCGGUGAUAAUGCAAUAACUCCGGUAAGGGUUAGCUAGCCGAGAGGCACUCUAAACCUUUGAGGUGAUUCACACCGCUCACUCCAGGAUACAGAUUAUUCACCGCACCACAGAGUGCCACAAUCCUCUUGCGACCAUGGAAUUGUUUGCACAAAAAUGUAGGUAACGAUUUUUUUUUAAACUUUCUUUCCUUUAAUUUACAGGGUAGCUCUGACUUAGUUCUAGAUUUAACUACAUUAAUGCUGAAAUGCUAACAACUAGGCGAGGACUGGUUCCUGCUUUUUAAAUUUAUUUUUUCAUGCUGAUGGCGUUUCUACAUCAUUGCAAUUAGAAUGUAACCCAGUCUUUUUCUCGAAGUGAUCUUUGGGAUCUGCUUCGUUCACAGAAUAAUGUUACGUUUGAACAAUCUAAUCAAAAGAAACAAGUCGUGUAUAAAAAGCCCUACUGACACGUAAUAAGAGUUAACUUAGAAAGAGAGGUUGUCGAUUCUCAUGGAAGCAUGUGUUUUUUUGAAAUGCUUAAAACUGAAACAAAGAGGAAAAAAUUGAUAAAAAUUUCAUUCGAGGUUAAAUUGGACUAAUGUUUGGCUGGAGAGCUCACAAUUUUGCGAGAUAAAGAUACUAGUCAAAGCGUUCGUGAUGACGCUGAGUCAUCUCUCUCUUUGUUUGGAAGCCUGGCAUAUCAACUCCGCCCACGCUCCUAUAAAUCGUGAUGAUGGCGGCUUACUUCCUGACGCUUAUUUACACUUCGUCAGAAAAAAAGGUCAGCCAAUCAUGAGCAUAUAAAAGGACCUCUUGUUGCAGCGUUUAGAUCACCCCUGAUGAAGGCACUAGACAGGAGUGUCAAAACGUUGGGUCUACGAAUUGUAUCUUCUCAGUUGCAUUCAUCAGAUCUUUAAGCCAGAGUAGCAUCAAACUAUGUCUCAUCUCUGUCUGUUGAUCAGACUUUCGCCUAUUUUCUUCUUAAUUACUUAUGUUUUUGGAAACCUCGACAUUUUGAAAAAAUUUAGGGAGAAAUGGUUCGGCUUUUGCUUCCUUACUAUCCACCUUCCCUUUUCUCGUGAUUGCCUCUGAGUUUCCUUCCCUUCUCGCUAGAUUUCAUUUUUUGAACUCGAUGUGUGGUUGGACUCGCGGCAUUUUCAUGAUAUCUCAUUUCAUUUUUCUGAUGCGCACCUGCAGUUCUUUCCUAUUGCGAUUUUCAUCCAUGGUUGUUUGUUUAUUUAGUCUCUCUAUCAUUUAUCAAUUUACCAAGUAGUUAAGUCUGAUCAAUAACUCCAUAUAAGGAAGCUUUCAAAAAAACAUCGUAACAGCUGCACUGACUCAUCAGGACAACAUAAGCAAUGAUAAUGUAAUUACACCAGUAAGGCAUUCGAACUAUCAGUUAGCUGACAGGCAUCCUGAUCGAUCAAGCUAAGAAGAAAAGCUUCUUUUUAAAGAGUAUCGGGAAUUAAGCAACUUUUUUUAAACAAAAUUCGGCCUUUCCCAGUCACGGAUACUCAUUGAUGUCAACAACGCUUCUUUUAUUACAUAUAUAGUUUAAUAUAAAGUGAGCGAAUGUAGUUGACUAAUUACUUAUCCUUUGGCUAGAAGUAACGUGAACAAACCUCAUUUUACAAUUUUAACGUAAUAGCGUUUCACGCUUAGGUCCCGAGACAUCGACAUAAGGAUUAGAGACACCGACCACCGUUUAGCUAGUGAUAUUGUGUACAUUACCUACACCGGCAUGAAAUAUUCAACAAUAUCUGGAAUUUUUAAAAUGGUCUCUCGGCCUUCAAGGUAAAUGGUUGUAAUGUCUUCAAACUGAUAAGUUGUCAACUCUAUUUCAGAACGUACGUACGUCUGUUAAUAGUUUCCACAGAACCAGGGCUAGAAGAUAUUGCGGUUUUUUUUUUUUUUUUUCAUCUUACAAUUAAUUUUAUUGCAAGUCUCUUCAUAAGAGAGAAAUAUUCUUAGCUCUCGCGACAUCAACUCACAUACCACCUUCAAUGUCGAAAGGUUUGAUUGUCCAAUUGUCCAGGAGUCCAAGCCGCCAAUCAGUAAAAAUCUCACAUUCUAUUGCAAAAUUAUGUCAAAUAAUACGUGACAAAGGCUGAAAAAGCUGUCAAAUCAAAGCUAAUAAACAUUAAGGUUAAAAUAAACAUUUAAACUCAAUCAUAAACAAAUUGAAGGAGCUGGUAAGUUGCAUAGAAAGGCUUCGUUAUUGUGUAGUUGCUUGGCAGAAACCUGUGAACCAGUCUACACUUUCGGAGGUAAGAAUUAAAACUGAUGAUUAAAUUUAACAGUGGAAAAGGUUUAAGUGUGCACAAAAAUCUAAGAAGAAGUCAAGACAUUAAAGGCAUUACGUAAAGAGGCUGGAGGUCAACACAGAAGCCUUCAGUAAGCUCAUUGAGUCCUAAAGUUGCCGGAUCUGGUCAGCCGUAGAAUCACUAAAUUUAGUAAACGCCAUAAGCUGACCACAGUUUAUAUUCUCAGAUGUUUCUUUUUUUUACGCAUUACCGCAAAGUAAAACACCGAAAAAGGGCUUCAAAAUAUUUCCAAGGGUAUACCGUUUUAGUGAUUACUCAGAACAAACAUUCCUCAGUUGUUGUUCACAGUUGUUAAUAAGCUUACAGCUUAAUGGAAAGCACUUGCGUAACAAAUCGACACGAAAUAGAAUCUUGAAAUUAGCCAACGCCACCCAAACGAAAGGUGUGACAAAUUGCUAUUUAUCACUGAAUUGUGACAUUUGUAUUUUCCAUUUAUUCUGCUUUGUAUUCGUUAAAAGUUUACCGGUUUGCGUGACUUUCAGUCUACACUCAGGCCUUGGAGUAUUUCCAGUUUCUUGAUAGCGCACACCGACAAGGCUUUUUUUUUUCUUCAGUUGACAUUUGCAAAGCUUUAUGUGAUGGGAUAUUCUCAAUCGAAAGCUAAAAACCUGCCUGUUACAGAUCAUCUAUCAAAAAUAAAAACAUGAAACAAAGCAGGUGAAAAAAUGUUUCGUGCUGAUUAAGACAUGCUACCGUGUUACAAGUUCAACAGCAGCAAAUCAAACAAGUUUACCAAGCAUAUGUUUCAUUGCAAAGCUAUCACCUCCCAGUGAGCUAUCCUCUUAUACUUGAGGGUUGCGGUAGAGAAUUUAAUUUCAACUAUAUUUUCCUAUCUUCUGAUUCUUCGUUCAUUUCCUUUUUAUAAAUUGUGUGACGGUUCAAGGUACUAUACAGACAGAUUACAAUGCGAAGGAGGUGGAGAAGUUUGAUUUAUUGUUGAAUCUUUAGAACUGAGGGGGAGUUGUGAGUACAACAGACAUUUUAGGACACUGUAACAUGAAAGUUCGGCUCAAUCUCGUUUAUUAGACAGCUUUGACAAAUUGCAACUCACAUUCUUGCAAGAAUUUACAUGGAAGUAAUUGGAGAAUACUUCUGACUUUUUGUCCCUCUUCCUCAGCCCAGGUCACUUGCAAAUAUCGUUCAAUAUAAUUUAGCAAACCAUCAAAUGAAGGACGUACUUUGACAGUUAGAAAGACUUUUUGAAUUAAUGAAUUACUUCAUGGCUUCCCUUGUAGGAUACAAAAAAAAAAUUUUUUCGAAGUUACCAUUGUGAUUCAAGUUUCGUAUGAAGAUGAAGGAAGGUUUAUCUGAAAUGCUCAGAUCAUUUGGUCAUGAAGCAUUGUCAAUAAUUAUAAUCUGUGUUAAUCUCCAUCAGUCUUAUUCAUGGAUAUCAUUUCACUGCAAAAUGAUAUAAAUACGACCACCAAGGUUCUCAAACACAAAAGCUGUGAAUUUAAUACUCGAACAGUUAAUAGUCAAAGCAGAACUAUAGAGCUGUUAACAAGGCGUGGAAAUUUCUCUAACAGUUCUGGUUGUUCAGGCACAGACGGGGAAAUUUCUAUAUCAAUUCAGGUUGUUCAGGUACAGAGACAAAUAUUUCGUCGGCAAGCAAUUGGUUUAUGUUGUAAACAUAACUGCAACACGGUGAUCUCUUCUCUGAGCGUGUGAGGGGCGGAAUUUAAACAUAAUGAAGACGAGCCGAUCGCCUCCAAAAUUAUGGUGUGGCGGUAGAAUUUUAAAGACUGACUGCAAAUUGCCAGUUGUUUCUUGUGUUACUAAAGGUAUAAACUGGCGCCUUCUUUCUUGACCGUCGUCCGGUGUUGCUGUUGUGAUGUUUAUCGUUGCAUGACGUCAUAGCUUUGCCGCUUUUAGGAAAGCGAACAUAGGCGCUUGAGGACUUGACGUCAAUCUUUUUGUGGUCCAAAAGUUUCACCCAUCAUAAAAACACAACUGGUUACUCGUGUAAGAAGGAUGUUUAUCCAAAUCUGCAUGUAAAAAAUGUUUGGUGCUGAAAGAUUUCAGUCGGUUAAAACCUUGUUUUCAUCAUAUUCCAUUUCUCUUUUGUUGUCUACAGCGUGAUCACUGAGUUUACGUCAUGGCUGUUCGUUUCCGUUUGCCCCAAUUGAUGAGAGAAGCUGCCGCUGAGUUCGCUUCUACAUUCAUUUUGCUAGUGAGUGAGCAGCAAGUAGAUUUUUAACUGAUUCCCAUAAGUGAAAAAUUAAGACGUUCAGUCGAUCUUAUUGUAGCUCAUGGCAUAACUCAUUCUUUUACAUUGGAAAAGCGCAAACUUUAGUUCAUCAAUUUUAUAUUUAUGCAGACGUUUGGAAUAGCGUCAGUAGCUCAGAUGGUUCUCAGCAAGUCGGAGUUUGGAAAUUUUUUCUCCGUGAACUUCGGUUGGGGAAUUGGUGUUAUGCUCGGCUGCUAUUGGGCUGGUGGAAUUUCAGGUCAGUUGUGGAAAAAGUGUCACCAUCUUGAAAAUAGUUUUCUGUUUCCUGGUCCGUCCAUUUUGAAAAACCGAGCAAUACUUUUUUUUAUUUUCAUAAUUUUAAAUCUCUUUCUUUCUCCGCCCUCCACAAUUAGCCCCACUCAUUUUUGCUUCAUUCCUUUUUUUGUUUUUGGCGCGUUUCCAGCUUAGCUAUGGGUCAUUUCAGGGUUUUAUGCAAGCAAUUUCUUUUUCAAGACGCCAAAAUGAUCCCGACAUGUUUUGCUAAAAUAAAAUGAAGUAGAAUUGGAUUUUAACAAUCUCAUAAGCACUUUACGAAGUUUAUUCUCAUGGUACAUGAUGGAACGCGAGGCAAGAUUGUCGAGAAGCCGAUUAACUGUAGUUACGAUUAAAAUUUUGUGGUAGCUUAAGUUUUAUUUUCAUUUUAAACUAUACCAAAAAGUAGGAUUACAUCGGAAAUCCAGAGUUGAUUGGCAAUAAUCUUGCUUUUGAAGUAAAGUCUUCGCCACUGUGUUAAUUGCCUUACUUUCAUUGGAAACUGUUUACCAUUCAUAAUUUCUUGCGUAAUCUUUUCCGUUGCAAAUCUCAUAUUUUCAGUUCAACUCAUGUGGUUACAUGUAUUAAUGUGAUAAUUCUGAUUAUUUUUUCAGGCGCUCAUAUGAACCCUGCGGUCACAUUGGCCUUUGCCGUCGUAAGAAGAUUUCCAUGGAAGAAAGUUCCCGUAUACUGGGCGGCACAACUACUGGGCGCAUUCGUGGCUUCGGCUUGUGUUUAUGGAGUUUAUUAUGGUGGGUAAUUAUUGAAUAAAAAUGUUCUCAGUCAACGCUUGUGGGUCCAAUGCCGACCCGCAUAACAGUCUACCAGAUAUAUUUUUCUCCAAAAUGUUUCGAAAAUUCAUAAACUGGUAGUGUAAACAGUACUCCAUACUCGGCAGACUUCGAUUACGUUCGUUUCAAACCUGGUGUCUAUAAAGAGUUUAAUUGGAGUUAUUCGUUCCUUACUAUGAAAGGGAUCUCAAAAUAUACAGCUCUGUCCAUAAAAGACCCGCUUCUUUUCAUGUUUUGUUGUUCUUUAACGUAAUAAACAGGUCAGGUUCCAAAAUCCAUUAGUAUACAAUAUGAACUCCCUAUCUUUUUGUUUCCGUGUGCAUCAUUUCGUUCCUAGGAAGGAAAAACUUGAUAAUUCCUUUUAAACUCGUGAAUUGCGCGCAUGCGCAAGAGUGAGUUGUAGAUAUGAUGUUGAGAAUGGCACUCGCUCGCUCGCUCGAUUGGUCGAUUCCUGUAAACUUUUUUUCGAUUUUAACGAAAUGGCGACCUUUGUUGCUAAGAAUAGUGGUGGGGUGAAAAAGAAGCCAGUGAUAAUCUUAGAAGAGUUUAAUUUUUUUCGUUUUAGUUUCAACGAGCGACGCCAGCGACUGGCAGGCGUGCGAGGAUUCACACUGAAAUAAGAGAACAACCUUCGUUUUUCAUAAAAUUGUAAUUUACAAUCCUUGAACUUGAAAGCAAUCUGAAGAUUCAUUAAAAAUAUCUCUUACUCCGAAGCGCUCGGAGUUUACAGCUGUUCAAAAGCUUUUCCUUUUCUGGCGUGAGAUUGAGGACAAAAUCGAUCAUUACAUUUCGUAUCGUGUGUAAUAUGACAAUCAACCACAAAAUUCCCUAAACCAGAUAACAUUAAACAUAAUCCAAAAAAUUCAUGUAAGUCAUCCGUCAAUUCACGAGUUUGCUCACAGAGCACUUUGAUUAGGAAUGUUUACGACUAGUUCCAAUGUCGCUAUGACGAAGGGCUAGCGCUCGAAACGUUAGACUCUUUACUGUUGCCAAUUUAUGUUAAUAACUCGUUGAUAAUACCCAGUUAUUAUGACGUCCCACUAUUACGCGCAAUUCUAAUGAAUCAGGAGUACACAUUUUUUUGCCUCAUCUUAUAGAUGCCUUAAAUGCAUUUGAUGGAGGUGUCCGUCGUGUACUGGGUGAGAAAGGAACUGCAGGGAUCUGGGCAACAUAUCCUCAGGGUUAUUUGUCAACUGGGAACGGCUUUGGUGACCAGGUAAACCAGGGCGAAUCAUUUGGUUGCCAUGCUUAAUAACUCCAAAUUAUCAUGUUCGAGAGUCAAAAAGAAAGAGAAACAGAUAGACAAACCGAUGGACCAACUCACUCAGUCACGAAUAGAUGGGGGCUAGUCUGUAAGGAGUGAAUUAUUGAUAUGACUGGAAUAGAUGGGGGUUAGCCUAUAAGGAGUGAAUUAUUGAUAUAACUAGAAUAUAUGGAGGCAGAUAUUGGCAUAAGAAUCGAUGCACUGAUUCCAAUCCUGAAUAACGAAAACAAUUGCAAGACACGAAAGUUCAUACCUACAGCUAUAUACAAUGGAAGAUCAGAAGAACAGGUAGAUAGAAAGGUAGAUAGACAGGCAGAAAAUUACAACGAAAGAAAAAGGUUAAUGAGAAGGUGGCUAGGUAUUGGAAUUGAGAAACUGCAGACGGUUCGACGUCCAGAAAACAUGAGCCCGUGAACAUUGAUGGGCAGACAAAGCCGGACCAAACCGUAGGGUCAGUUAAAAUUAGCAUUGCGUCACUAACACGACUUAAUGUUUUACUUAGGUGUUCGGCACGGCCUUGCUUGUUGGCUGUGUCUUUGCCAUCAUUGAUAAGAACAAUAACACUCCUGAUAAGGGGGCGACACCUGUGAUAAUUGGGUUGACUGUGUUCGUCAUUGGCGCUACGUUUGGAUAUAACUGCGGUUACGCUAUUAAUCCUGCCAGGGAUCUGGGUCCGAGACUAUUUACUGCUAUGGCUGGCUGGGGCGCUGAAGUGUUUACGUGAGUAUUUUAUCCAACCAGCCUCAGAGGCCGAACUCCAUGAAUCCAUACUUUAAACAAACCCUUAGCCUGUUCGUCUAAUGCAUCUUUGCAGAUCGUACCUAAUAGUGGGAUUCCUAAGGUUAGAAAGGAAUUAUCAACCGAACAAAACAUUCUCGAUAAUGACAAUGUUUUUUUCAUCUCUUUCAGUGCGGGCGACCAUUGGUUCUGGGUGCCAAUCGUGGGAUGCUUCUUAGGUGCAGUUCUGGGUGCACUCGCUUACAUCGGUCUGAUUGAGAUGCAUCAUCCCGAAGACGAUCCAAGCAAGCCCGGAGUGGAACUCGAAAACAUUACCAUCAAAAGUAACCAUGAGUAACCGAGGACACCUACCCGAUGGACAUUGUGAAAAAAAAAUAAUCGUUGGCUUUUUAUAUAAGAUAAAUACAUAUCAUGUUCACUUUGUAGUUAAGUUACUAAGGAUGCGCACUAGCACCGCUGGAUAUCUAUUGAAAUAUUCUCGACAAGAUCCACUUUCUGCAUCUUACUCCUUUCGUUAGUUAAAACGGUGACCGUUUUUACAUGGCUUUGAGAUGAACGUUUCCAACGCUAAUAUGAACCUCUUUUUACAUAUAAAAUUUUAAUGAGCCAAAAAAUUCAAUCUUAUGAACCAAUGCCAUAAGGUCAGAGAUAAAAAAGACCCUCUACUUAGCAUCUUACCAUGUAUGGACACGGUGGAUGAUAUACUGACCUAGCAUUCUACAAGUAAAGAGGGUGUCCACCAUAAUAGGGACUUUGCUGAAGCAAUAAGUCUUUCCCCCUUGACGAACAUUUAUAUUAAAUGCAAUGUGAGCUUGUGCAUCGAAGUAAACUUGGGUAUAUUACAUUUUCAUCGUCAAAAGUCGUUUUUGUAAAGUUACAGUGUAAAACAAAGCUCCCUUUUCAUAGGGCUUUCUUCUCUUCAAACAUUCCUGUCAAGUCCACAGGUCCGAACCCAAACUAUAGUAGGGAAAAAUGGCGAAAAAAGUAAAAAGGCUACGAGCCCAAUUCUAAACCUAAAGAAAUGGAAAUCUGGUUAAAGUCUUUUGCAAAUAUUUUCGCAUACACAGCGUAAGGAGGAAAGGCUUCUCUUUUUUUUUCCU